UUAGAUACGUAGGAAUAAAACCAACGCAGCAAGCCACCCGUCACGCCAAAACAUCGUAGUUUAUUUAACAGUAUAGUGUGGUCCACCUUAUCAAAUGCCUUGCUAAAAUCAGUGUACACCGCAUCCACCUGUACGUUGUUAUCAAGUGCUGAGAUCAGAAAAUCUGUGUAUUCCAAUAAGUUGGUUUCAAAAGAUCUGAAACGAGAUUGAUUCUAUUUGAAGAUUCUGUUUGACUUAAACAAAUACGCUGGUGUACACUAAUUUCUCAAAAACCUUGCAAAUAAUAGGCAAUAAUGAUAUCGGUCGGUAAUUAGUAACUAAAUUCCUAGCACCAUUUUUGAAAAUUGGGACUACGUUGGCCUGCUUCCACGCGACUGGCAAAAUCCCCUGUUGCAAAGAUUUAUUAUAAAUUAACUGUAGGGGUAUUGCCAUAGCCUCAGAGCAGUUCCUAAUCAAGAUUGGUGGUAGAUUAUCCGCUCCCGGCCCUUUAUUCAACGCUAUCCCAUGUAAUGCUUUGUGUACUUCAGCAAUAGUAAAGGACCCAACAGACACAUUAAACAAACCUAUCACGCCCCCCUCGUCAAGCACGAUGGCAGACGGUGGUGUGAAAUUGUUGAAAAAUACUCAGUAAAUAGCGAACAAAUGCUUUCCCCAUCAGAAGCUACAGUACCAUCAUACUCGACGCUAGCAGGGAUACUUGUGCCGCCUCUCCUGCGUCUCAGAUAAGACCAAAAUUGUUUCGGGUCUGCGACAAUAUUAUCCUGAACGCGUUCCAUGUAUGUUAUGUGAUCGCGAUCGAUCAGAAACUUUGAGCGACCACGCAAAAGCGAAAAAGUAACGUAAUCCAAGUGAUUCCCAUAGAGAUUCCACCGUUUAUGCAUCUUACGUUUUUCAUUUAACACCCGAAUCGUAUCCCUUGUAAACCAGGGCGGGUAACCUUUCACAUACCGGGACUUUUGUGGAACAUGUUUUUUUAUUUCCAGAAACAAAUGUUUAUAAAAAAGUCCAUUCAAGAUGAAGGAUUAAUGUUUAGUAUAGUACAUAGUGCACCUGUCGGAAGAAAUUGGAAGGUGAGUUUGCAAAUACGACAUUAAGAAAAAAGACCACUUAAGACUGCAAUUUUGCAAAAAUGGAAUGCAAUUGAUAAUAAAGUGACAAAAAGAUUAGUACACAGAUGCUGAAACGUUAUUGGAAAUUUCACGUGCCAAAGGCGAUAGUAAAUUAUUAAAAGAUCAAAACAGCUGAGUAUUUAUUAUGUAUGUUUUGGGCAAUAAACUUUCAUUUUUGUGAUGCUCAGCUAUUUCCUCACUUAUUUAUGUAUUUGCCAUAAUAUUUCUGUCCUAUAUUAUAUUAAGUAGGUAAUGUCACCUUGAGUGGACCGCCUGAAACAUUUUUAUGAUGUAACAGUAUGAUAUAACACCCGAAAAUCAUUAGUCAAUGAAUGUCGAAAUGAAUAACCAAUUGAAAUUAGAGAAUAGUCAGAUAUAAACUAACGAUUUAAUAAUCAAAUAGCAAAUAUGAUAUUACAAGGUUAGCAAUAUCUGACGGGCAUUUAUAAAUACCGAUAUAUAUCUCCCCGCUACCUACAUAAAUACACUUUAAGUGAAACCAAAAAGCUAAACUUUGACCAGUCUUGAAUAACGUUUUGUAUUAAAUGGAUCUAAACGAGAAAGUUGCUAUUGUAACGGGAGCAAGUGCCGGGAUUGGCGCAGCAACAGUUAAAGCUUUGUUAAAUCUAGGAAUGAAGGUGGUUGGUUUUGCUAGAAGAAAAGAAUUAAUUGAAAGCUUGGUCGAAAACCAUAAUGGAAAAUUAUUUGCUCGAUGCAUCGACAUGACAAAACCCCAAGAAGUUCUGGAUGGUUUCGAUUGGGUUACCAAAAACGUGGGGCCAAUUCACGUUUUGAUUAACAACGCAGGUAUUGCUAGGUAUGCGUCGAUUUUAUCGGGAAAUUUUGAAGUUUGGAAACGAAUUAUGGACACCAACUUUAUGAGCGUAGCUAUUGGAUGCAAAGAGGCCGUAAAAAUUAUGAGAGAACACAAAAUCGACGGUUAUAUUAUCAAUAUUAACAGUGUUCAUGGUUAUUACGAUUGUCUCGAUUCUAAUUUGAUUAUGUAUACAUCUUCUAAAUCCGCUUUAAGAAUUAUGACGGAAAAUGUCCGUUUGGAAUUAGCUAAAAUAGGAAGUAAUAUUCGAAUCACAAGUUUGGCUCCUGGUUUAGUUAAAACUGAUAUUGUGGAAAGUGGGUAUGGAAAAGACAAGAGUGACGCUAUGUAUGAUCACCUUCCGUUUAUUUUUGCCGAAGACAUUGCUAAGACAAUCGUUUAUUUACUUUCUACCCCUCCACGAAUGAAUAUUUCCGAAAUGUUGGUGAGACCCACCGGGGAAAUUGGUACAAAAAUAUCCCCCAUGUAAAUGUAUUUAAUUAUUUUUAGUUAAAAUUAAUUGUUUCGAAUCAGA
Molecule: messenger RNA, 2458 nt
Organism: Onthophagus taurus
Lineage: Eukaryota; Metazoa; Arthropoda; Insecta; Coleoptera; Scarabaeidae
Product: farnesol dehydrogenase-like
Source: RefSeq, a predicted model, not a curated record